This is a messenger RNA of Penicillium paradoxum, 996 nucleotides long. Its product is annotated as thioredoxin-like protein 1. The record is from RefSeq and is a predicted model, not a curated record. Bases 1 to 996 code for a protein of 331 amino acids. Gene Ontology annotation, molecular function: protein-disulfide reductase activity. The transcript has 3 exons. NCBI's taxonomy places the organism in Eukaryota, Fungi, Ascomycota, Eurotiomycetes, Eurotiales, Aspergillaceae.
AUGUCUGUCGUUGAGAUCUCAUCGAAGGAGCAAUUCUCUUCGCUCCUCACCUCCUCUCGUCUCGUCGUUGCCGACUUCUACGCCGACUGGUGCGGACCAUGCAAAGCUAUCGCGCCUGCGUAUAACGCGCUGGCAACCCAGCUUUCCCGCCCGAAACAAAUCACAUUCACCAAGAUUAAUGUCGACCACCAACAGGAGCUUGCGCAAGCUUAUGGCGUUACAGCAAUGCCAACCUUCAUCGUCUUCAAGAACGGCCGCGUGAACCAAACCGUCAAGGGUGCUAACCCUGCACAGCUCAACCAGAUCGUCCAGAAGCUCGCAUCUGAGGCAAGCCAGUCGGAUGAUGCUGCAGGCGCCGAAGGAAGCAGCUCCGGUGAGCUCUGGAUCGGCGGCACAGUGGCCAAGGGCUACAGCGACAUCACUGAUCAGGUCGAUGUCAAGGGACUGGAGCUGCUGAACCGGGAUACGGAUAAAGCAGAGCCACGCGCGUUGUUCAGCGCUUCAAAGCCAUCCGCACUAGCAGGAAAAGAGAAGGCGAAGGCUGGAAGUCAGGCGGAUUGGGUCGAGAGCGAUACCGACGAGCAGCUGAUGCUGUACAUCCCCUUCAACUCCACCCUGAAGGUCCACUCGCUUCAGGUUACCUCUUUCCCUCCUACGGAUGCGGAUGCCGACGAUGACGAGACACCCAUGCGGCCUAGAAACCUGCACAUCUACAAGAAUACCUCCCACGUGCUUGGGUUCGACGAGGCGGAUGGUAUCCCUGCCGUUCAGAAGGUGGAGAUCAAGGCCGGUGAUUGGGAUGCGAAGACUGGGACUGCAAAUGUCCCUCUGCGGUUUGUCAACUUCCAGAAUGUGACCUCUCUGGUCGUGUUCUUUGUUGAUGGGGACGGAGACAGCGAGAAGCUGCGCGUUGAUCGCAUUCGCAUUGUUGGCGAGGCGGGCGCGAACCGCUCCAUGGGCAAGCUGGAGAAAAUUGGUGACGAGCCUGGCGAGUAA